Amborella trichopoda is the source of this 1179-nucleotide messenger RNA. RefSeq names its product stress response protein. Lineage: Eukaryota; Viridiplantae; Streptophyta; Magnoliopsida; Amborellales; Amborellaceae. The record is from RefSeq and is a predicted model, not a curated record.
AGAGCAUUAAUUUUUACGAGCUCCUCGAUCUCUCUCUCUUCAUGGAUUUGCAGAAACCCUAACUUCUGCACGUUGACUGCCGCACUCGCACUCGCACUUGCACGCGCACGCGCACGCGCACGACUCCAUUGAUGCUUCAGAUGAAUCUGGAGCCCCGCUUCACCACCGAUUGGCGUGAGAAGAUUCUAUGCAACACCGAAUAUUUCCUCUAAAUUCGUCAAAAAAUCCCUGAACAAUUCCUCUGCUAUCGAAGCCCCCAUUUUUCUGCUUCAAUUUAGUGUUGUUUCUCUGAUUUGUAAAAAAUGGGGAAAAAUCAGGCAUACAAGGCCAUGCAGAGGGCGAGGAUGGGCUCAACUUCUGGUGUUCCAGAGGAGGUUGAAGAUGGAAUGAUGGAUGGUUCUUUUCAUUCACCAGAGUGGCAUGCGGCUCGUUUGGCAAGUCUGAAAACUUCUCAUACAAUAACUUGGGAAGAAUUCAAGAGAAAGCAAAAGGAAGAUGAAGCGAAAAAAGGUGAGCUAGAGGCUGAUAAAGAUAGAAUGAUGAAAGAGUACAGAGCACAGUUAGAUGCUGAAAGGGCAAGCAAACUAGCUCAUGGGCGGAAUCACUCACAUAAGAAGUCCAAUCUCAAGAAGGAGAAAAGGGAGAGGGAUUCAAGGAAAAAAGGCAGCAAGAAGAGAAAGAAUAUUCGCCUCACAGCUACUUUUGCAGCAUUCAAGGAGGAGGUCUUUGGAGUCUAGUUCUUCUGAUUCAUCUUCAGAAUCCUCAAGCAGUAGUGAGGAUGAGAGAGAAGUCAGGAGAGAGAAGUACAGGUCCAAGAGAUCGAGGAGGGACAAGAAGCACAAGUCGAGAAGAAAGCAUUCAAGUAGUGAGAGCGCGGAGGAGGAUGGUCCUUUGCCCCUCUCGAGAUUUUUCGGUAGUGCCAAGGAACGAGUCCUCUGAGCACCUCUGUAUUUUUUUUCUUCUAGAUGGAUAUGGCUCUUCAUGACAUAUUUGGGUUUGGCUUUGAGGUUUUCAUAUGAUCUUCAUGAGACAGUGUAUGCCUACCUGCGCGUUAUUUCCCUCUCUAACUUGGUUGGUUAAUAGCCUCAUCCCAAGAUUGUGAAUUUUCUUAAAGAGCGAUGGGUGCACGAGGAAAUGGAAAUGGUCUACCGAUCCAAAAAGAUGGGAUUUCUCGUGUUU